AUGAAGAAAGAAUUAAACAUUCCUCUAAUGAGUGAUUCGAUUAGUGAUCAACUUCUUGAGGAAAGUGAGGCUAAAAAGAAGGCAAUGCCAGCAAAUCCAGAGAGUUUGAUGUUUUUCUGCUUAGGAAACACCUCAUUACUUUGUUUCAAUAUUAUCAUCAAUGCCAUCGAUAUUUACAACAAACUGACAGGACGUACUGAUAUGGCAGGAAUUUUAAAUCGUACUUACAACUUCCCGAACGCAUUGAUGGCUCUCUUAUUAUGUUUCUUUAAGCCGACGAACUACAAAAUUUCAAUCAUUUUUGCACUCGGAUCUCUUUCUUUUAUCAUGUGCUUCCUUCCGAUUUUCAUUUUAAUCGAUAUUGAUGACCGUGUAAUGUUUUAUUUAACACUUUCAAUUAUUGGACUUACAGGUGUUAUUUCAAGUCUACUUUUCUCAUCAGUAUUCUCAAUGGCAUCCCAAUUCAGUCCAGUUUCCUCUGCAAUGGCAUCAUCUGGUUGUGGAUGCUGCGGAGUACUUGCUUCCGUAUUAAGAAUCAUUACAAAGGCUAUCGCUGCUACAGGAAAAGCAAACCUCUACUCAACAGCUGCUUAUUUCUUUAUUUCUGCCGCUAUAAUUUUCUUUACUCUUAUUUUCUUCAUUGUUAAGAUCAGGAACCCAGAAAUCAAAGAAAAAUUAGUUCCUAAGGUUGAAGAGAAGGUUUCCAUCUUCAGCAGAGAAACAAUCACCGUAAUAAAAUCAAUUUGGGUUUCAUGGCUUUCUGUAUUCGCAAACUUCCUCAUUACGUUAUCUAUAUUCCCAGGAUAUGUUACUGGCACUUACACACCCCCUAAAAUUAGAGAUUGGACCCCAGUUAUUGUUGUUGCAAUUUUCUGCGUCUUUGAUUGGGUAGGACGUGCAGGAUCCGGCUUAAAAGUUUGGCCACCAAGGUUAUUCGCUUGGAUUCCCAUCGUUUUGAGGUUCUUUUCAUUCCCGAUUUUUAUUUUCUCAAUUCAAAAAAGGUUUAAGGCGGAACCAUGGUGGACAUUCGCCUGGAUGAUACCAUUUGCUAUUAGCAAUGGUUAUUUCGGCACAGUUCAGAUAAUUUACGGUUCAAAUCCUGAUGAAUUAAAUUCUGAACAGAAAAAGUUCGCUGGAUUCAUAAUUUCAUUUGCAGUUAAUGCAGGUAUCCUUUGUGCUAUGGGAUUGACAUUCCUUAUGCCAAAACCACCAGAAUAUAACCAAUAA
Molecule: messenger RNA, 1227 nt
Organism: Trichomonas vaginalis G3
Lineage: Eukaryota; Parabasalia; Trichomonadida; Trichomonadidae
Product: nucleoside transmembrane transporter protein
Exons: 1
Coding region: 1-1227 (408 amino acids)
Biological process (GO): nucleoside transmembrane transport
Cellular component (GO): plasma membrane
Molecular function (GO): nucleoside transmembrane transporter activity
Source: RefSeq, a predicted model, not a curated record